This is a messenger RNA of Drosophila suzukii, 1521 nucleotides long. RefSeq lists its product as uncharacterized. The record is from RefSeq and is a predicted model, not a curated record. Lineage: Eukaryota; Metazoa; Arthropoda; Insecta; Diptera; Drosophilidae.
UCGCUGUCAGAAAUGUCGCAGAAACGAAAGCCCUGAGUUACGGUUAGGAUCAUGCCUGAGAAAAGCGCCCACAAAGUUCACCCGGCUCCCGAUUGGCUGACCUCGGAUUAUGUGCAGGAAAAGCUGAGGAUCUACUUCAAGAACAGUUCCUUGAAACUGGAGAAUCUGGACACAAAGCCAGCCGUGGCCAAUGGAGGAAACUAUGGCAGCGUGAUGACGCGAAUCAAUGUGGAGUACACCACAAAGGAGGUUAAGGACAAGCAGGUCACUACCUUCCUGGUCAAGACUACAUUUGCGGACCAGGAUCCCGCGGGCGAUGUGCUCAUCCACUAUGGGGUCUACACCAGGGAAAUGGAAAUAUACGAGAGCAUCCUGCCUCAACUGGCGGAUAUGGUGAGGAAGGAGCUAAAAGACCCUAGGAAGCUGUUUGCUGCAACCAUGGACGUGGAUCGUAAGCGGGACUCGAUCAUCUUUGAGGAUAUGUCGCUGGAUCACUACAAGGUGGCCUGUCGCCGGAAGAAACUGGAUCUAGAGCACACUCAUCUGGUGCUGGAAAAGCUGGCUAGUUUUCAUGCAGCUGCAUCCGUUCUCGCCGAGCGUCAACCAGGAAUCUUUGCAAAAAACUAUGAUCGAGGAUUUUUUAACAAACACACCCGGGCCUACGGAAAGAUCAUGACCAAUCUUCUGGAGGCCCUUUCCCGCUCCCUCAGUUCGGAUCAGGAGUUGGGUCCACGAUACAAGGACAAGAUCGAUCGGCUAAUCGAACAUCUAAUGGACUAUGGCGAAAGGUCCACGACAAAUAGUCCUGGCGAUUUUUUAACCCUAGCUCAUGGGGAUCUUUGGACCACAAAUUUUAUGUUCCAGUAUGAUGACAAAGAUCAUCCCAAAAAUGCCAUAUUCAUCGACUUCCAGUUCAGCGUGUGGAACUCUCCAGCCAUCGAUCUGCACUAUUUUUUUGCCACCUCGUUGCAAGAUAAUCUCCGUUUCGAGCAUCAGUCGGAAUUGGUUCAGUUCUAUUACUACAAGCUAGUGGAGGCCCUCAAGAAGUUCAAGUUUUCUGGCACGAUACCCAGUUUGUUUGAUUUCCAAAUGCAGUUCCGCUCGAGAGGAUUUUAUGCUGUCUUUUGUUCGCUGAUUUUCGAGCCCGUCAUGAUGUACGAGGGCAAGGAGGAAGCUUCUCUUGAGCAGGUUCUUUCCAAUUCAGAGAGUGCAAUGCGAUUCAAAGAUUCUGUUUAUGAGCCGGAGGCCGUUAAAAAGAAGCUAAGUGUCACGCUACCCUUUCUUGAUCAGUUCGGUUUGCUAGACGAAAUGUGAUACGAAUGUUAGUACACAGAUAAAAAAAAGUGUAAAAUUAAAAAAUUGUUCUUAAAUUAAGAACGUUUGGUCAUAGAAAUGAGUCAAGACCGAAUGUUCUUAAAUUAAGACAAAAUGUCUUAAAUCUAGAACAAUUGGAAUUUUGUUUAAUUUAAGAAUACUUUAUAUGGCUAAAAAGGAGCUAAAGAAAAAUAAUUAACUUUGAAA